CCUGUCUGUAUCCAAGCUGACUGGGACUCAGGAAGGGAUCUGUAAAAGCAGCUGCAAGCCUGCUGCUUGUUCACAACUUUCCCUUCCUUUGGAAGCAAGUUGUGUUUUAGCGCUUUGGCGCCCAGGCGAUCUUUGGCGAUCAGCGAUCAGCGAUCAGCAUUCAGCGUUCAGGGGGCGUUCAGCGACCAGCGUUCAGCGACCAGCGACCAGCGACCAGCGAUCUGUUGUAGAGGCUAGGAGAGUUUAGGAGAUAGCGCGCUACCUGUUGCAGAGCAUUUCCCUACUCUGUAGCAUGGCGGCGUUUGUGGCAGGCCUGCUUGGCAUGAGCCAGCAGGAGCUUCGCUUUCGCGUGGAGCGAGCGAACCAGUUGACCGCCGCUCCUUUCCUUAGCCUCUACCACUCCGUCUCUCCCCUCCUAGGACUGAGUGUCUCCUCUGAUGAUUCUCUGCUGGUUGCUGCUGUUGAUGAGGCACUCCCUCUCCCUACUUCUUCUCAGCCUGCUCAGCUCCUCGAGGAUGCGGAUGGUGAACAAAACCACGCGGUGUCUGACGCCUCCGCCCUCGAGCCCCUCAGCCUGAAUUCCGACGCUAAAUCUCAGGAGGGAGAGCUGCAGCUCACUUUGUGCGAGCAGGGAUUGUGCGGCAGGGGGGAGGCCCUGCCUCAAAGGGGAGAGCAGGAGGGGGGGACUUUGACUUUUUGUUUGGAGGAGGGCUUGGCUGGUCAGGGGGAGGCCCUGCCUCAGAUUGAGGAGGAGGGGAGUCAGUUGGUGGGGCAUGAGGUUGCAGAGUUGUCACUGGCGAUGGGGGCCGCUAGCGUUGCUCAGCUGGAUGGGGGUUGCUUGGCAAAAAUCAUGUCCCGUGUGGACAACAGCACUCUUCAGGCGUGCUCCUUGGUCUGCCGUGAGUGGCUCGAGGUGUCCAGCUUUGCGCGCACGCUCAUGAGUCUGCAAGAAGGCCCCCAGAUCACUGCCCUCCCGUCACUGGUCACGCGUUUUGCAAGACUUCAGAAUCUGCACAUACAAGGCCCCAAGAUUCCCCCUCCAAGGAUGCUGCAGCAAGAUUCCCCCGCGCCAGGACUACUACUCACAGAGCAGGCCAACAUUGUUCCUUUGGACGAUUCUGCAAUGAACAUCAUUGCGCAAGGCUGUCGCAACCUGCGCAAGUUGCAACUGGAGGGGUGUUCUGGCUUUUCAGACGUUGGCCUCAACGCUGUUCUGAGGGGUUGUUCUGAGUUGGUUGCUUUGAGGCUGGGCGACUGCGGGGGGUUCACUGGCGAGGCGUUCGGCGGCCUGAAGUGCAGAGUAGAGGUGCUGGACCUGGACCUUUGUGUUGGGUUAACAAACGAGGGCUUGCUGGCUGCCGGAAAAGCGUGUCCCAACUUGAGAGAUCUCAGCGUACAAGCCGAUCUGGGUAACGCGUCUCUGGGACAGGGUUUGGAAGGGGCUGCCAGGGCAUGCCCAGGCUUGCGAGCGCUCUUGCUCCAUGGUUGUGGUGUCGGUGAUGAGACGCUGCAAUCCGUAGCUGCCAGCUGCCCUUUGUUGAGCACUUUCAGUGUCUCCUGUGAGCAUGCGGUUACGGACAGUGGACUGGCAGCCUUCUUUGCGGCGCUGCCGGCGCUGGAAACAGUAGCGCUGCACACCAUGCGAGGGCUUUCCCGUGUACCAAAGUUCGGGCCCAGCACGCGCUUGAAAAAAUUGCGCAUUGCGUAUUGGUGGAAUGCCACCGACCUAGUUCUCAGGGAUGUUUCUGCGGAAACAAACCUUGAAGUGUUGCUGCUCGUUUGCUGCCCUCACUUGACUGAUGCGACGGUGGACAAGAUCAUUGCUGGUUGCAAGAGUCUAAAGCGCUUGGUGCUCUGUGAUAAUGAUUCAAUCACUGCUGAAUCGCUAAGGGCUUACCGCAGAAGCGGCAGAAAGACCAGGCUAGAGGUCAGGGGGUGUACAGGGGUAACGAAAGAGAGCCUUCCAGAGGACUUGAAGUGUGAGGAGGUACUACAAUGCUUGAGAUCCUGACAUUUCUUACAGAAGAGCAGCUCUCGAAGAUUGCCC
Molecule: messenger RNA, 2047 nt
Organism: Klebsormidium nitens
Lineage: Eukaryota; Viridiplantae; Streptophyta; Klebsormidiophyceae; Klebsormidiales; Klebsormidiaceae
Source: the annotation of a GenBank genome assembly